Messenger RNA from Centropristis striata (black sea bass), 1569 nucleotides. RefSeq names its product biliverdin reductase A (gene blvra). The record is from RefSeq and is a predicted model, not a curated record. Lineage: Eukaryota; Metazoa; Chordata; Actinopteri; Perciformes; Serranidae. Bases 134 to 1006 code for a protein of 290 amino acids. Gene Ontology annotation, biological process: heme catabolic process. The transcript has 7 exons. Gene Ontology annotation, molecular function: nucleotide binding; zinc ion binding; biliverdin reductase [NAD(P)H] activity.
UUGAAGUGCAGUGUCGCUGAACGGAGGUUCAUUACAUCAGAGCGAGCCUCGUGUUAUAUGACCAGAAAUGACUGGAAACUAGAAACAGCUCCAGUUCUCAGUGUGUUGACAGGAGAACCAUAAAGAAGACAGGAUGUUUGGUGCAGUGGUUGUUGGCGUCGGCACAGCUGGAUCAGUGAGGAUCAGAGACCUGGUGGCUCCUCUAGCUGGCAGCGCUGCAGAGAAACUCACUAUCAAAGGAUUCAUAUCCAGCAGGAGGAGCCUGGGCGAUCAGCAGGGAGUGAGUCAGAUCUCCAGAGAAGAGGCUGUGAGCAGAGAAGACGUCCAGGCGGCGUUCGUUUGUACUGAGAAUGUGUCCCACGAGGAAAACAUCAGAACUUUUCUGCAGGCAGGGAAACACGUCUGUGUGGAGUAUCCCAUGACUCUGAACCACCAGGCUGCCGUGGACCUCUGGGAUCUGGCCCAGGAGAAAGGAUUGGUUCUCCAUGAGGAACACAUCGAGCUGCUGACAGAAGACUACAAACUCCUAAAAAAAGAGACAGAGGGGAAAAUCCUGAAGGAAGGGACUCUUCAUUUUACUGGUGGAGCUCUAAAGCCUGGAUUUGGUGCCCUGGUAUUCAGUGGCAUUGCUCGCCUCACAUGGUUGGUCGACCUGUUCGGUGAGCUGUCAGUCACUGCAGCAACCAUGGAGGAAGACGCUGGAAAAAACUACAGCAAGAUGACUGCAAACAUGCUAACUUCUGACAACAGACCUCUGACGUGGAUCGAGGAACGGGGACCGGGCCUCCCCAGGGCGAAGAAUAUCAACUUCCACUUUGACUCCUGCACUCUGACCCAGAUCCCUCCUGCACCCAGAGGGGCUGUGGGCAUUUUCAUGCAAGACAUGAUCCACUUCUCUGCCAAGCUGGCAGGCCAAGUGAGUCCAGAGGAGCUCCAGAGAGAGAAGACCAGGAUCCUGCACUGCUUUCAUGUGGCGGAGAGGAUACAAAAACUGUGCCAAAGUUAAAUGGGGACUCCAGUUAAUCAUAAUCAUAUAUCUUGAUGGUGGCAAAAAUGUUCUAUACCAGUAUGGGUCAUUUCAUAUCUCAAUAGUGAUAAAUAGUCUCAAAUGGCAUGUUUCCAAUAGACAAAUAGAAAUAACCACAUGGCAAAGCCUGUUUUGUAUACAAAAUGAACACAACACUUGCAAGUGCAAUUAUAAUAAAGAAUAAGGAAAUAAAGACAAUAAUUUGAUUUUACUGAGAAGAAUUAUUGGCUGCAUGAGUUGAACAAUAAAGCUGAAUGAAAGAACAAAACAUAUUUAAUAUUGCUGCUGAAAAAACACAAUUUAUUUUAUCCUUUUGGGUUGCAAGUGGACCUUUGUGCUUCAUAAAGUAUGUGCUGUAUGCAGUGUUGCAUUCUGGGUGAUGGAGCUGAAGUUUGGAGAAGCUUGUGACUGAAAGGUUGCCAGUUGGAAUCCAGAUUGUUAAUCGCUUGAAACUGUGUGGUUACGCCCAGGUUCUUACAGCUGUUCAAGAGUAAAAUUCAGUUCAAUACACUUUCAAGGAACCUACAUUUUUUGUAUUCUCC